This is a messenger RNA of Protopolystoma xenopodis, 924 nucleotides long. NCBI's taxonomy places the organism in Eukaryota, Metazoa, Platyhelminthes, Monogenea, Polystomatidea, Polystomatidae. The record is from the annotation of a GenBank genome assembly.
AGUCCAUUCCCUGUCCCGAUUAAGGCAGCUGUUGAUGCUAGUCAGGUGAAUUGUUAUGGUCCAGGCCUCCAGGAUGGACAAGUGCGGGCAGGCCAAAUUGCUAUCUUUACUGUGGACACUUGUAAUGCUGGAGAGGCUCCACUAAAGGCCACAUUCACUCCGAAACCAGAUGCCGAACCUAGUCCUUGUCGGAUACGGGCGAUACAGCAAGGCACUGGUCCUCAGCCAACCUAUCGGUCAGGUGAUUUGCUACCACCGGGCCUCUAUGAAGUCUCCUACACAGCCGAAUCGCCUGGCCUCUGUCAAGUGGCUGUCGAGUUUAAUGGAAAGCCAAUCAGCUUGCCUGCUAGUGGAGGUCAAGAUGAGGGGCUUCAGACUCGCGAGCCAGAAGACAUUGGAGACGUCAUUUCCAAAAGAACUGAUUCUGAGUGUAUAUACAGUGUGCUUGUACGACCGGCCAGCGAGCCGGAAAGAGUGAUGGUGACAGGCGAAGGCGUUAAAGGGCCCAUCCUAGCCAGCCUACCUGCCGCAUUUACUGUUGAUGCCAGAGAUGCCGGCAAAGGAGAAGUUACUUUUGGGUUAACUGAUAAUUCGGGCUGCUCUCUACCUGUCAAUGUGGUCUCCAUUUCCGAAUCCAUCAGCAAUCGAACUGGACAAUUGAUUAAUGGUCAUGUCGGUUCUGAGCGUCAACUCAACGCAGUUAACACUCAGUUACUGGCCUGCUCUUAUCAGCCUUUCUUGGUUGGUCGGCACACAAUCCAUGUUAUGUUCGCUGGCAAGGAGGUUAAAUGUAGAACCACAACAUUUGUGGGUUGGCACACAAUAUACGAGGGCAUUGAUGCCCAAAAUGUGCGCCGCGACGCCCCGGAGAACCGCGGCCACUUUACAGGUGCGCUGCGAAAUAUUGUAAAAGCUUCAAUUUGA